Molecule: messenger RNA, 411 nt
Organism: Ostertagia ostertagi
Lineage: Eukaryota; Metazoa; Nematoda; Chromadorea; Rhabditida; Trichostrongylidae
Source: the annotation of a GenBank genome assembly
AUGAUUUCCACCUCUAAACUGGCGGUAGAGGCAGAAAUUCGCCAGGGUCUUCUACUCUACACUGCUAUCGUGUUUGUUUCUACCAUGCUUAUGUGCGCUCAACAAAUUUCAAAAUCAGUCGCUACGCUCACUAAGAACGCGGAGUUCGACCUAUGGGCUACCAUGCAAUUCUACUGGAUAAAUGACGUCAUGUUGUGCGUGCCUCCUUUCUGUCUGCUGAUGCUUUCUGCAGAUCUUCGAAAAGAUAUCGUCAACUUUUUACGAUGUAGACGGCAACGCAGUGGUCCUACUGGUCCUGUCUCUGUUCGACAAUCCACCAUGGCGAAAACAUUGAGAGCCCGAGAAUUCUCAUGGUUGUUCAUUGUCAAUCUUCUUGCGCCCACGCUCUCGCUUGCGCAAUUGCGCUGUUGA